AAUGAGAAACAAAUGACUUUUCCUCAAAAGCAAACCGUUCUCCUCAGUUGUGAUGUGAGCUCUUUGGAGUUAGCAUACAGUGCAUUUGUUCUCUACGUGGACCGCUCGGAUCGACUUAAACUUCAUCUCGAUCAGCCCAAGCGUGUGUGAUUGUGACACUGUCCUUGAGCGAGAGGAGGGAACGCUGAAGUGUGUUAAAACGCAUAUGGGGAUUAUCUUUCCCCAGAGAAUUCCUCUUUAAUGCAUGCUGUGCUCCAGCCUCAUGGAAUUAGCCAUCUUUAAUCCUAUUUGCUCAGCUACAUUCACAAUCUCUUCAUAGCUUUGAUUCCUCGUUAGAGCGCAGAACUAUGGACUGUUACUGAUGCGGCUGCUAUUGUGCGCAGACUGUGUUAAUUACAGCAGAAUCUCGCAGGACUCGGGCUGCUAAUGUCACUCGGUUCAGACUCAUCUUGAAAACCCCACCAAGUACCACAUCCAGCAGGCUCAGCGGCAGCAGGUGAAGGCGUAUCUGUCCACCACUCUGGGAGGAAAGCAGGCGGUGAGUUUGCCGUGUCCUAGCCAGGCAUCUGAUCACGGGGGAAUGCCUCCGGGGCCGGGAAACAGCGCCCCCAACAGUCCCAUGGCCUUACUGACCCUCAACCCCAACUGCGAGAAAGAGAUGGACGAUGUCAUUGACGACAUCAUUGGUUUGGAAUCAAGUUACAGUGAUGACAUCAUGGGACUGUCGCUGGACCCCGGACUUCAGAUGGCAAACACGAUCCCGGUGUCUGCGAAUCUGCUGGACAUGUACAGUAACCCCGGUCUGCCUCCUCCAGGAAUCUCCAUCAGUAACUCCUGUCCUGCCAACAUGACCAGCGUUAAAAGGGAAUUCUCUGUGACUCCAUCUCCAGCCCUGAUGCACAUGAUGGACAAGCCCAGCUCCUGCAGCAAGUUCGAGAGCUACCAGAGGCCUGAAGGCUUCCCUGUGGAGGUAGAAGUUCGGGCUCUCGCAAAGGAACGGCAAAAAAAGGACAACCACAACUUAAUCGAGAGGCGACGGAGAUUCAACAUUAAUGAUCGAAUCAAAGAACUGGGCACUCUGAUUCCCAAAUCAAACGACCCGGACAUGCGCUGGAACAAGGGCACGAUUCUGAAGGCGUCGGUGGAUUACAUCAGGAAACUGCAGCGAGAGCAGCACCGCACUAAAGAGCUGGAGAACCGGCAGAAGAAGCUGGAGCACACAAACCGCAACCUCUUGCUCAGGAUACAGGAGCUGGAGAUUCAGGCUCGAGCUCACGGUCUGGCCAUGGCUUCAUCAGCUCUGUGUGCAUCAGAACUCGCGGCGCGGGCCAUCAAACAGGAGCCACUACUGGGCGACUGCAGUCAGGAUAUGUACACAAGCACCCACGCGCACCCGUCCUGCGCCGACAUGAGCCGCUCCAGCACCCUGGACCUGAACAACGGCACAAUCAGCUUCAGCGACACACACCUUUCAGACACACACGCCGCCAAACUGGACGACAUCCUGAUGGACGAAACACUGACGUCUGGAGCCACAAAUGAGUCUCUUAUCUCCGCCGCCUCCAACGAAAGCACGCACAAAGACAGCAUGAACAUGGAGGAGAACCAGCAUGCUUGUUAGUGCCAACGGGGACAAAAAGGUGAUAAAGAGGAAGCUGUUUUAUUAAGUGCAAAGUAACAUGGACCCUUUUCAGAUUAGCGUGUUUCUCAGUGUUGAAGUGGUCAUAGUUAACUCAGAAUGAAUAGGAGAGGACAACACACUUUUAAUGCUGUGUUCACACCAGACGCGGAACGCGCGGAUAAAUUGCGAUAUUCGCGCGUAAAUAGCCAUGUGAACAUUUGAGUCUACUCGAUUCAUUCGCGCGUCAAAUCCGCUUCAUUCGCACGUCUCAAAAUCACUUCAGAACAGACGUGGAUUCGCGUGAUGGGCGGGGCUUCAGUCUGCCCAGUGACUGUAACUUCGUAGCUAAAAUGCUAACAUGGAUUUUAUGAAGAAAAUAACAGUGUUAAUGUGCUUUAUGAAGACUGAAAAACAGCGUUGAUACGUUUAGGGUCGUGUCUGAGUCCACUAGAUUCUUCAGAGGUGCAUCCAGCUCUGUGAGCUCAUCAACUAAUCCUGAAACUGAACCUGGAUGACGGAGGCUUUCAGAGGUGCCUCUGACUUAGCCCAGCCCAGUUUAAUGACUUGUUGUGGGUGUCGCCUGGAGGAUUUCCCCCUGGACACCAUCAACAGGUUCUACGUCACAAUCACGCCCCCACAAAAGCAAGCUCCUGAUUGGUUAACGCGGCGCGAAUGUCCGCUGAAGUUCAGAUUUUCUCCAGCGAUUCGCACGAAUCGCAUAUUAAGCGAAUCAAACGCGCAAAACGAUCAAUUCGCACCGCGUGUAUCGCGCCGCAGGAUGUCUAUUCGCGCGUUUGCAUUGACUUAACAUGUAAAUCACUCAAGCGUUUCGCGUCUGGUGUGAACGCAGCAUUACAAUUCUAUUAGCUGAAAUAAUGAGGGAAAAACUCCAGGAUGGUGUUAUCCAGACUUUCAGAAAGAGGAAAACAAUAGUGUGAGACUGAUAACGGCAGCCGGAAGAGAGAAUCAUGUCAGAUUUACUGUCCCACCUCCGUACACGCUGCAUUAGAAAGGCUUCACAUAAGCGGUAAUUCGUCAUUUUUUAAAUUGAUGCAAAGGUAAUACAAUACAUUCAUAAAUAUAUAUAUAAACCUACAAAGAUGUUUUCAAAUCAUACAUUUUUAAAAAUCGUGAGUUACUGAUUAACGCGUCUUGUGAAAAGGGUCCGUUAUUUUAUGUUUACACUCGUUUUUUUUUUACUGUUUUUAACCUGUCCACCCAAAUUGUGUCCUAAUAAUUGAGAUGCGUGCAUAAUAUCAAAUUAUCAAGGUCAGUAUCCGAUAGACAAAAAAAAAGUGUCUUUAGAAUAUAAUAUAAUCAUCUUUGGGGUCAUUAAAAAGUGCACUUGAAUGGUGAUUCUUUCGCUUGUACAGUAGCACGUCUGCGCACAGUUUAGACGAAUAUUUCGCUUUUUUAUAUUCAUAUAUGUACAUAGCUUUAUAUAUCUCCUUGUAAAAAGGAACGCCUAAAGCAUUACGCUUCCCAUGAACAUAUUAAUCAACAGCUAAUAUCUCAAUGCAUUUAGUAAACGCAAACCUCUGGAAUAUAAAGAGCAGCACUAGUUCAAAUGUGAAAGAAAUUUCAGUAUUUACUCUCGUGUUGUUCUAAACUUUAUUGAAAAAUCAUGUCAAUGACAUAUCAUAACGUUAGCCAGUUCAUCAAAGAUGAUGUCACAAAAACAUCCCAGUGAUAAUGGAUUUAAUUGUCACACGGGGUGCCAGCGUCAACGCUUCCCAUUCACUUUGAAUAGAUGACAUCAGGCGUUGCCGAACUGCAUUGUUCAUCCGUCGGCGCCGCUUCAGAGGU
Molecule: messenger RNA, 3427 nt
Organism: Danio rerio (zebrafish)
Lineage: Eukaryota; Metazoa; Chordata; Actinopteri; Cypriniformes; Danionidae
Source: RefSeq, a predicted model, not a curated record